Hyla sarda is the source of this 2938-nucleotide messenger RNA. RefSeq names its product transmembrane protein 114 (gene TMEM114). NCBI's taxonomy places the organism in Eukaryota, Metazoa, Chordata, Amphibia, Anura, Hylidae. The record is from RefSeq and is a predicted model, not a curated record. The transcript has 4 exons. Bases 229 to 861 code for a protein of 210 amino acids. Gene Ontology annotation, cellular component: apical plasma membrane.
UGCUCAGCUUGUUGCAUGCUCUGAGCAGCGUCUGCUGAAUUGCCAUGCCUGCCACUGGCUGAACUAUAACAUUACUGGGACUGUUUGAACCAAGAAGAAGGCAGAUUUUACUGUGGGACUGAAGGGACAAGAUGAUAUUUGUUUCAUCCUGAUGGAAAAACAUUGCAUUGAAAUGUACUUCCUAGAUGACUACUGAAUUACUGGAGUAUAUUAAUAACCAGAUCUACAAUGAAGCUCAAGUUGAGUGUCUUGUCUUUCUUUGUUGCCUUUGUGGGUAUUCUAAGCUUUAUUUUUUUGGUGGUUGCUAUUGGAACAGAUUUUUGGUAUAUUAUUGAUGCUUCUAAAUUGGAGAUAAAGAACAACAUAUCAGAGACCAUGAGUUCACACUCAGGACUGUGGCGGAUGUGUAAAUUUAAGGACAAAUGCUCCCCUUUGAUAAAUCCUUUUUGGCAUGGUAACUUAAACUUUACAGAUCCACAAAAACAACUUUUAAGUAUGCAUGGGACACUUGUCAUAUUAUUACCCCUUAGCCUGAUCCUGAUGAUAUUUGGAGGAAUGACUGGGUUUGUUAGUAUACUUGCAAGAGCAUACUUACUUCUACUCCUCACAGGGAUGCUGUUUCUUUUUGGAGCACUGGUUACUCUUACUGGAAUCAGCAUCUACAUUGCAUAUUCUGCUGCAGCUUUCAACUAUGCACUGUUCUCCUUAGGCAGUGCAAUUCUAUCUGAAAUUGAUAUACGAUUUGGAUGGUCCUUGGCUCUUGCUUGGAUUUCCUUCAUUACUGAAGUGCUCACUGGGAUGGCCUUUCUUUUGGCUGCCAGAGUUACUGGUCUAAAACGAACUCGAGAUCAGGUUAUCUAGUGAUUAUCUCGAACCAUAACAACAGCGGCCAAAUCUUACCAUUGUUAUGACAUGCUCUUGGUUGUGAGGAGCUAAGUGGACUUUUGAGAUGUACUGGACAUCAUCGUUUUUUUUGUUUUUUUUUACCAAGAACACUACAUUUUAUUUGCCUCAUAGUGAGAGAUGAUUCAUUUUUGGAAAUUAUUCACUUCCUAUGUUAACCAGUUACUGCCAUACCUUCAGAGAACUCCAGUAGUUAAAAUGCGAUAUCCGAAGAUUAAAAUGAUCCCCUAUCAACAGAAUUAGGAAAACUAGCUGAUCAGUGGUGGUCUGAUGACAAGGACCCCCAUUGAUCAUUAGAAGUGAGGGUAUUUGUCCCCAGAAGGAAUGGAGCACCAGUGCACACUGUCUAUGGGACUUACAAACUUUGCUAAACGCUGGCUCAGCUAUGUUCUGUAGUCCCAUAAAAAGUGAUUAGAGCAUUGGACAAAUAUGUGUGCUGCCACUCCAUUCAUUGAGGAACAAUUGAUCUUCACACUUGUGAUCGGUAAGGAUUCCAGUGGUUGAUGCCCUACUGAUCAUCCAGCUGUCCCCUAUCACGUAGCUAGGGGAUAUAAUUUUACACUUUGUAUUCUAGCAUCUCUGACAGCACAUAUGAAUGGGUAUGCCUUUUGAUCAUUAGUGUUGCUGCAUCUGAAAUGUGUCAAUAGUGUAAGCACUGACUUUUCUACUCUAUUUAUGUAAAGUAAUUAAAUACACAAUGGGUAGUUAUAUGAAGAAAAUAAUUGUACAGGUUUCCUGUGAUAAUUUAACAUAAUGAAACAAGCUUGAUACUAAUCUAAACCUGAGUAGAGAGUGCAAACAACCCUUGCUUUAACUUACUCUACUGAACCUAAGGACAGGAAGACUGGGUGUAGCACAGCAGAGGAUCGAUCUAUAAGUCUUUGAUUCAAAGACUUGAAGUUUGAAAUGUUCAAGACUCUUUGCCUGAUAAUUCCAAGCAAGUGUUCUGUCUUCAAGGAGGACAACAUUGGUUUCUAGGCAAAUCAUUUAUAUGAGCUAUCAAUAAAGUAAUAUGGCAACUGGCUUCUCCCAAUACACAAUAAAUACACAGAAUCGCCUUGGAUUCUAAUAUUCUACCACCAAUUUUAAGAAGGACAUGAAUAGACCUGGAUAAAUGUUAGUUCUGAAAUAAUUAUUUUCAUUGUGGUUUCAAGUUUAUCUACUGUAUGUAAAUCAUUUGAAAUGUUUUACUUGAUUUAGAUGUUUUUAUUGGUAGGCACUCGUAGUAGGAGUGGCUGUUUUUAUUAUGUUUCCAAAUGUGCCCUCUGUAUGGCAACAGUACAUUUAAUGGGACUAUACUUCUAAUUAUCCAUAAAAGGAGAACUAAUGGGCAGCACUCACCACUCUUGAUACAGGCACAAAGUGUUUCUUUAUUUAAGGUGCAGUCAUCAAUAUAUCCUUGACAUGGUGUUCUUGCCAGAACAGAAUGAAGAAAGAACACUCAGAGUAUUGGACUACUCACUCUGAGUCCAGUAGAGGAGUCAUUUAACAUACUUACCAAUUCUAAUUCUAUUAAUCUGAAGAGUCCCACUUCUGCCAUGGAUUGUUCUCAACAGAAGAAGCCCCUUUAGAAGGAGGAUGCACAGAGAAGAGAGAAGUAAAAUUAGUGUAAUACAAAAAGAAACCUAAUGCACAGAAAUGAACACCUAAAUCAGCCCCAAACAGUGCAUAAUGAGGACAAUACUAGUAUUACUAUGACUGCCUUUUACUUUAACUCUGCCAAUUUAAAAGCUCUCCUCAAAGUUAAUAAAAAAAAAAGUUUUUUUUUACACAUACUUGAAGGUGAAAUCCCUGUUACUAUAGACCCCUUGAGUUUUGUGUCUUUAAAGGGGCAUUUCAGGAUUUUUGGUUCUUUGAAUGUAAGACAGGGGCAGCAAAGUUAGUCUAGUUACUGAUAUACUUCACUUACCUGUGUUUGGUAUAGAAUUUCUUUGUCUUUCUUUUCCCCGGAAGUUCCUUUGCUACAGCUUACAAAAGAAGUGUUGUCUCGACCUUUCUCAGCUUUCUGUACAGGCUGAUUUGUCUGUUGUGUAUG